CGUGACCACAAAAUGGUGGAAGCUGUGAGCUGUUUGUAAGCUGAGCAUCUCUACCAAGAGGCUGGAAGCAGGCGGCAGGCAGGGAAGUUGGAGGUACAUCCAUGCUCUGAGACACAAGAGGACAGAGAUUCCCGUGCCCCAGCAGCGGCCCCCCGGGUGAUGAGGGGAUGGACCUGGCGUCUGAGAGUAAGAUGAACUCGGAGGGGGGCGAAGGCAGACCAGCCCCUCCCACCUCUCUACCCCUGCAAGGAGGCUCCACCCAAAGAAAGAAGCUCUCCGCUCCUCGUAUCAGCCUGUCACUGGACCAGAGCGAGGAUGACCUCGGGGAGACGCCUGACGACCUUGACAUAAACGUCGACGACCUUGAUACUCCGGAUGAGGGAGACUACCUGGACUACACAGACCAUGAAAUGGACUGGGAAGACCCCAAAGCGGCUAAUAGGAGCGGGCCAAAGGAGCCGCACGAACCGAUCCCGACUUACAGUGCCGAGGAGGAGCGUCAGGACGGGAAGCUGUGGAGGACGGUCAUCAUCGGCGAGCAGGAGCAUCGCAUCAACAUGAAGUGCAUCGAGCCCUACCAGAGAGUCAUCUCCCAUGGAGGCUACUACGGCAAUGGAGUCAACGCCAUCAUAGUGUUUGCGGCCUGUUUCCUGCCUGACAGUGACAGAGAGGACUACCACGAAGUAAUGGAGAACCUCUUCCUCUAUGUGAUCAGCACACUGGAGCUGAUGGUGGCAGAGGACUACAUGAUCGUGUAUCUGAACGGAGCAACGCCCCACAGGAGGAUGCCCGGCCUCGGCUGGCUCAAGAAAUGUUACCAGAUGAUUGACAGAAGGCUCAGGAAGAACUUGAAAUCCUUCAUUAUCCUCCAUCCAUCAUGGUUCAUUAGGACCAUUUUAGCCAUUACCAAGCCCUUCAUCAGCGCGAAGUUCAGCAGUAAAAUAAAGUACGUGAACAGCUUGGACGAGCUGCAAGAACUCAUCCCCAUGGAAUACAUCCAUAUCCCAGAGUGCAUCAUUAGACUUGACGAGGAGCUGAAGGAAGCAGCGGAGAACUCAAAAAUGAGUAAUUUUCUGCAGGGACCGGAGCCAACAGCAGGCAGAACAGACAGACCAGACCAAGCCAGUGCCAGCAGCUCUUAAAACCCCAAAAGUCCUUCGGCAACAGAGACGGAUGGAUCGCCUAAUGUUAAAUGUUGCUCCAGAUUUUUAUGACUGUGUUGGAAAAGUGGAGACAAAGGCAUGGUAAAAAAAAAAAAAAAAAAAAAAGCGUCUGUGUCAGUGUUUGUCGAUUAGACACUGGAGUUUAAUAUAAGAACACACCGUAGCACCAAACACACCGAGCUAGAUCUCAUACUUAAGUGACUGCCGGAGCAUCUCCUAUGUGUGCCACCUUACAGCCGCAGUCUCACAUCAUGUAGGUGAAACAGCGAUGACGCUUGACAACACGAGACGUACCGUCGUCCUCGCUCACAAUAGGGUAGGACAUACAGUCGCACACCAGACAGUGCACUGAACACAUCCAUUCUUAGGUUCUAAAAGUUCUAAGUGCUGUCGCUGUAUGCAUGGCAGGCAGUGAAGCAAUAAUAUCACACUUUAUAUGCUACAGUCUCAGUAUUUCAGAUGAAGAUACCGGUGGUGUGUCAGCAGUCUACAAUGAAAGCGCAGGGUAUGAAAAAAAAAAAAAAGAAAAAAAAAAAAGACAACAACCUUGUGGCAAAGAUGAUGUCCGACUAUUGCAUUUCAGCAAUCCAAUCUUCCUUGGUACUGCUUGUGUUAAACCUGGAAAUGAUAUUCCAUUAAGUCCCUAUGAAAUAGAUAUUUUCACUUUAAUGAGUCAAUCUGAAACAAAAGAGGCAUAAGUGAAAUGUGAAAUUGAGCUGUCAGUUGUAUGAGAGCAUGUCCUGCUAGAUGCAUGUUCUGUGAAUGUGUGUGCGUGUGUGUGUGCGUGCGUGUGUGUGUAUAUGUCCUUCCAGUUUGUGUUGCUGUUAGACACGUCAGCUGUUUAGGGAUUUGAUCUCGUCUCCAGUGUCCCCCUGGAUCACCAGGAAAACAACCUCAACCGGAACUAAAGACGGGGACGGUUUCUGUAAAGCACAAUAUCUUUGGAACAUCUCUGUGUUUGUGUGUGUGUGUGUGUGUGCGUCCACACGAACAUGCGCGACUUGGGUUGUGUGUUUGUGCAUCAGUGCAUGUCCCCUCCUAGAUAAAUGACGGUCCUCUAAACCCGUGAGUCUUCUCGUCCAGUGUAUAGAGGAUGUGCAGAGGAAUUAUGGAUCACUGUCUCGUAAAAUCAAUAAAAAAACAAUUGAACUCUGAA
Molecule: messenger RNA, 2319 nt
Organism: Myripristis murdjan (pinecone soldierfish)
Lineage: Eukaryota; Metazoa; Chordata; Actinopteri; Holocentriformes; Holocentridae
Gene: prune2
Product: prune homolog 2 with BCH domain
Exons: 11
Coding region: 168-1142 (324 amino acids)
Biological process (GO): apoptotic process
Cellular component (GO): cytoplasm
Source: RefSeq, a predicted model, not a curated record